Messenger RNA from Hansenula ciferrii, 999 nucleotides. It is a transcript of the gene MTF2, whose product is annotated as Mtf2p. NCBI's taxonomy places the organism in Eukaryota, Fungi, Ascomycota, Saccharomycetes, Phaffomycetales, Wickerhamomycetaceae. The coding region runs from base 1 to 999 and encodes 332 amino acids. Gene Ontology annotation, cellular component: mitochondrion. The record is from RefSeq and is a predicted model, not a curated record. The transcript has a single exon.
AUGCUUUCAAGUUUAAGAAUACAGAGAAGAUGUUUCAGUUCAUCUAUAAAAAGAUUAAAUGAACGAAUUACAGAGGAUUCAUUCGCUUCUUUUGGUAAAAAUACAGCUUCAAAAAAAGAUACAGAUACUUUUAUAUCAGUUUUCAAUAAAAUUAUGACAUAUAGAAAAGAAACAAAACAAACAAGUAAAGGUUCAUUACAAUUAAUUUUUGAAAAUAAUUUAAAAAAUAAUACUGAUCAAAAUAAUAAUCAAAAUCAAAAUAAUAUGACUAUAUCAACAAAUACUUCAAAUCAUGAUAUUAGAGAUUUCCCAUUAUCAGUUUCAAGUGAAAUUGUUAAAAAUGAUGAUUUAGAUAUUCAUAGAAAUUUAAUUGAAGAAAUUCAAAAAAAACAAGAAUUAAGAGAAGCUUUAAAACCAACAAUGACUUAUUUAGAUUCAAUUGAUAAUGAUUAUGAUUUAAUUAAAAUUGUGGAAAAUUAUGUAUCAAUAUUUGAACAAGAAACAAAUUCUAAAAAUUUUAAACCAAAAUCUUUAAUAACAAAUGAAUUUUUAUCAGAAAUUAAAUUAAGAUCAGCAACAACUCCUGAAGCUCCGAUCAUUGAUCAAUUUACAUUACCUUUAAUUAUUUCUUUUUUUUUAAAGAAUUUAGCAAUAAAAUUUGAUUCAUCAUUAGAAAUUAUUUCAUUUUUCCAGAAUUUAAAAAAAUUAAACAUUAAAGCUUUCACAUUUUUAUGUACUGAAGAAGUUUAUAAUGAAGUCCUUGAGAGAACAUGGCAUAAAUUUAAAGAUAUUAAAUUAAUGGAUUCUUUAAUUACUGAUAUGAAAGCAAAUGGUAUCAUAGGAGAUUUAGAUACUAUAAGUAUCCUAGGUUUAAUUAUUAAUGAUAUGGAAUUAUUAUUAGAUCCUGUGGAUAACAAGAAUCAAUUUUAUUCAGAAGAAGAUUAUCUUUUAAAAAAAUCAAUUGAACGUUAUAGAAUGGGUUUAAUGCAAGUGGUGUGA